Misgurnus anguillicaudatus (oriental weatherfish) is the source of this 675-nucleotide messenger RNA. RefSeq names its product transmembrane protein 263. The record is from RefSeq and is a predicted model, not a curated record. Lineage: Eukaryota; Metazoa; Chordata; Actinopteri; Cypriniformes; Cobitidae.
CCUGUGUUCUCGCGGUACUGCGAUGCCGAUUAACUGCGCAGUCUGUAAUGUCGAACACGCCUACUGUUGAUCAGACACAUCAGAUAUGAAACACAUGAGAGACUGUAUGAGACACGUCUGAUGAUUUUACUGAGUGGAAUGCGGUGAAAUAUCGAGAGCAGAGAUCACAAUCAUGGUGAAGAGUGUAAAUACAGAGUUUCAGCUGAGCAACACAACAUAUGAAGAAGAAGAAACACAACACACACAAAAAGAGACAUCUGCAGAUGUCAGUAAGGAGCACCCUACAGCUCCGCCCGGGAUGAUUUGGCGGGUGACCGGCGGCCUUUUUAACGCCACAAAGGGCGUGAUGGGAGCCACGGUGGGCGGAGUCUCAUGGCUAGGGGGUAAAAGUCUUGAAAUCACCAAAUCAGCUGUGACCUCUCUCCCAUCGGUGGGCGUCGGCCUGGUGAAAGGCGGAGUUUCUGCAGUGGCAGGGGGCGUGUCCUCUGUGGGGUCAACGGUGGCCAGUAAAGUACCAUUUACAGGAAAGAGUAAAGACAAAUCAGAGUGAGGAAGAGGAGGAUGAUGUCAUUCAUGAGGACUUUCGUUUGACACAUUUCAACAAAUGUACAUCAUGUUAUUUUGUUAUGACAUUUGAUGCUGUUGGUUCUUCUUAAAUGAUCAAUGUUUUAAAGA